This is a messenger RNA of Sesamum indicum (sesame), 1940 nucleotides long. It is a transcript of the gene TAFII59, whose product is annotated as TATA BOX ASSOCIATED FACTOR II 59. Gene Ontology annotation, biological process: RNA polymerase II preinitiation complex assembly; transcription initiation at RNA polymerase II promoter. Gene Ontology annotation, cellular component: SAGA complex; transcription factor TFIID complex; SLIK (SAGA-like) complex. The record is from RefSeq and is a predicted model, not a curated record. Gene Ontology annotation, molecular function: RNA polymerase II general transcription initiation factor activity; protein heterodimerization activity; transcription coactivator activity. Lineage: Eukaryota; Viridiplantae; Streptophyta; Magnoliopsida; Lamiales; Pedaliaceae.
UAAAAUAAAAACCCAACCCUAACUGUAAUUUCCCCCCAAUUUGAGUUCAUGCAUACACUUUCUCAUGCGCUAGAACGAGGAGAAAAUUGAAUUGAGUAUGAUAUCAGCGAUUUUCCGUACUCAAUCGCAUACUUAUUGACCUCGUAAUCCAAUUUUUCGGGAAAAUUUUGAAAUUUGGAGAUGAGCAUAGUACCGAAAGAAACAAUUGAGGUGAUAGCGCAGAGCAUUGGCAUCACCAAUUUAUCCCCCGAUGUGUUGCCUGCUCUGGCUGCUGAUGUGGAGUACCGCGUUCGCGAAAUCAUGCAGGAAGCAAUCAAAUGCAUGCGACAUUCGCGGAGAACUACUUUAACUACGGACGACGUUGAUAGUGCCCUUGGAUUAAGAAACGUCGAGCCAAUAUAUGGAUUUGCUUCUGGAGACCCAUUGCGGUUCAAAAGAGCUGCAGGGCACAAGGACUUGUUCUACGUUGAAGAUAAGGAUGUGGAGUUCAAGGAGGUGAUUGAAGCGCCGCUGCCGAAGGCCCCGUUGGACACAGCAGUGGUUGCUCACUGGUUAGCUAUUGAAGGAGUUCAACCUGCUAUUCCAGAAAAUCCUCCUCCUGAAGCUCUUCAGACACUAUCAAUGCCCUCUGAUAACAGAAAGACUGAGUUUAAAGAUGAUGGAGUACCUGUUGACAUUAAAUUACCAAUUAAGCAUGUACUUUCACGGGAACUUCAGCUUUACUUUGAGAAGAUCACUGAGUUGACUGUGAGUAGAUCUGAGUCUCCUCUGUUUAAAGAAGCAUUAGUCAGCUUGGCAACUGACUCGGGGAUCCAUCCAUUAGUUCCUUACUUUACAUUUUUUGUUGCUGAUGAGGUUUCUCGCAACCUGAAUAAUUUUUCUCUCCUUUUUGCUUUGAUGCGUCUUGUCUGGAGCCUUCUUCGAAAUCCACAUAUACACAUAGAGCCAUAUCUGCACCAAUUAAUGCCUUCGGUGAUGACUUGCCUCGUUGCUAAAAGAUUGGGAAAUAAAUUCUCCGACAACCACUGGGAUCUUAGAAAUUUCACAGCUAAUCUGGUUGCUUCCAUAUGUAAGAGAUUUGGCCAUGUUUAUCACAAUCUCCAGCCACGUGUAACCAGGACGUUGCUGCAUGCUUUCUUGGACCCAUCAAAAGCUCUCCCUCAACAUUAUGGUGCUAUUCAAGGCCUAGCAGCCCUCGGGCCUAAUGUGGUUCGGUUGCUGAUACUUCCCAAUCUAGAGCCUUAUUUGCGGCUUCUGGAGCCAGAAAUGCAACUAGAGAAGCAAAAGAAUGAGAUGAAGAGGCACGAAGCCUGGCUUGUAUAUGGGGCGUUAAUGCGCGCAGCUGGUUUGUGCAUGUAUGAUCGGUUGAAGAUGCUACCUUCUCUACUGUCUCCACCUGCACGUACUGUCUGGAAGAGUAAUAGCAAAGUCCUGACGACGGGUUCAAAUAAGCGUAAAGCCAGCAUGGAUAACAUGAUGCACCAGCCUCCAUUGAAGAAACUAGCAACAGACAGUUCUGUCGGAGUAAUAACCCCGAACUCACUGCCGGCGGACAUGCCAGGAACUAGCAGUGGAUAUUCAGCAAAUGUUGGGGCGGACUCUAAUAUGCAAUCAUCAAGGCCUUUAACAAAUAACAACGUGCCUGGGUCAAGUGGCAGAAAGGAGAUUGUUGGUGGCCAAGGACUGAAGCAAUCAGCUACUCUUGAUCAGGCGUGGAAGGAGGAUGCCGAUGCUAGGCAUUUGUUACCUUUGUUGUAUGAACAUUUUGGUGAAAGCAUGCUCUCCUUUGUACCUUCACCUGAGGCAGCUGUAUUCUUAUAAUUUUACUCUGGCCUGCAGAGGGAAAAGCUAUAUCGUAGAGCUCUAAGUUAAAUUGUGUACUCAAAUAGUACUCAUGUUGGUUAAUUUCUCUCAGGACAGUGAAAGAUAUUUUUGCGUUC